Molecule: messenger RNA, 8366 nt
Organism: Anopheles funestus (African malaria mosquito)
Lineage: Eukaryota; Metazoa; Arthropoda; Insecta; Diptera; Culicidae
Product: organic cation transporter protein-like
Exons: 4
Coding region: 6387-8084 (565 amino acids)
Biological process (GO): transmembrane transport
Cellular component (GO): membrane
Molecular function (GO): transmembrane transporter activity
Source: RefSeq, a predicted model, not a curated record
AACGGUAUCGUUUACACCUUCCCAUGCGGUAAGGAAAAUGGUCAUAAACUGUUCGCUUCCAUCCCUAUCCACACGAAUACGGAAAUGGAUUUAAACAAUAAAACCAAAGUCUUACUAACGAUUCUGAGAAAAAAAACACCCCACAAACCAGAAGUCGAUAAGAACCAGCCACAGCAGACAUCCGGAAAAAGGGAUCCAUUAAAUAAAUCAUUGAAUAAUAAAAUUAUACACACGCCAUAAAUAUGCUUCGCUUGUAUGUUUAUUCUCGUUAUUUAUAGUGGCUGCUGCGGUGACGUUUGGGGACGUUCGUGCUGUGCCCUUAGAAUCGUCGCUUCCGCUUUUAUUGCUACCAGUUUGAUGGAGAAAUCCGGCAAGAAAGCUUCUCCAAAAAUCGUGCUGCACCCAUGUUUUGACUGACUUGUUUCGUUGACAGAUUUUACUGCUGCACAGGCAGUAACCGGAAAAACCGGAAGAGUUAUGGAAAGAAAUAAAUCGUUCAAGGGAAGUAAUAUCGAUGGGGAAAAAGCAUUCACUUCUCUUUCUUUUUUUUUUAUUCCUGCUACGGCUUGCAACAUCAUUUGUAUUUUGACAAAUUUCUACCCAAACAUCAUCAGCUUCCAAUUAUGAGACUCACGCCCAAAGAGAAGAAAAAAAUGCCAAUGUUACAUUAUUGAUUAAAAACUUUCCAUUUCAUAUGAAAAAUGGAAUCAUUCUUCACGCAUACAGCUUGCAGAGUUUAGCUGGUUUGUUGUUGUACUACGUUUCCGUUACUCGCCAGCCAUCAUCCAUCAAGCUUCAUAAAUGAAAAAUUAUGUCUUUAUGUGAAACCUGCAAGGACGGUGAGGAAGAUACCCCAGCUCUGAAAAAUAACAAAAAAAGGACGGCUUUUUGUAAAUGGAGCUUAUAGGAAAAAAUGAAACACACGUAAAAAAGAUUUUUACGUAAAAAAAGAUAAACGUACAGAUAACAAAGCGAAACAUCCACGAGCGAAACGACAAAACCGACCGGACAUCAAGAAAAGUAUUGAACAACUUCCAGAGCACGGGCGAAGUAUAGCAUGACGAUGAUAAUUAAUCGUAGAAUUCAAAUUAAUUCAGCUGGAAGCGGGAUCUUGCAAACGAACCAGCAAGACAAUCGCGCACUGCAGAGACAAUGUGCAGUCUGAAGGUGGAAAAAAUAAACAGUUUAUUUCGCGGAAGAAAACAUUGUGUCCGAAACAGUGGAAGGGAUUUUGUCCCUUUUUGAUGCUAGGUUUUUUUUGUUCUUGCUCUCGUCUUGUUGAGCUGUGAAGUAAGUACAGAUCUUUUAUGUUGAAAAGAAAAAAAAGGAUCUUGUCUAUUUUCGUUCUCAAAAGGAACCCAAACCUCACAACACGAUUCGUUACAAACAAAACGCACGAGAAAAUGGUACAAAUCAGACCAGAAGGAAAAGCGAAUUCAAUGUCCUUUCUGCUACAAAAUUACAAAAAAAAAGGAAAAAAUAGCUGUUUUCCUCAUCUUAUGGUUUGUGUUAAUUAUCCAGUAUUUGCUUGAACGGUUUGGCUAUUUUUCGCGCAUGUCCCGAAGGGGGAAAAAACAAAAGAAAAGCUUUUCGUUUCUCUCCGACGAUUGAAGUCAAAACGUUCCGAUUGGACGGACACCGCAGCAACACAAAAAAACACUCACACAAAUGAUAACAUGGUUACAUCAAUUUGAUUGACAGCCAUCUUUCUUGCCACAACAAUUAGCUAGCAAUUCAGCAGCAUGUGUGUGUGCGUUUUUUUUUUUUGGUGAGCAAGCUAAUGAGUCUUAAUUUGUGUACAACGCACCAUGGAACGAAUUAAAAAUUUCCCAUCUUUCCCGUGCUUCAAACGUACAAAACUUACAACACACUGUGCACCCAGCUGUAAUAAAAUCACCUCAAUUAAUGUCUCCCAUCAAUGGCAUUGUGCUGGUGCAAAAACGGGUUGGGCCGGCGUAAAGUAUUGCGUUAAUUGACAUCCAUUCGUGUUAAUGAGUGUAUCCCAGCUAGUUUCGACGUUCAAAAUCAUUGCUCCACGGAGACGGAGGCAGCAAAAAUGGGGACAAAAAGACAAGGAUAACAUAAUGGCGACGUCAUGUGACGUAUACGUUUGUGUUGUAAUUUGGCACUCGCGCAAGAUGUAAUUGUGUUCCGCACAAGCACGGCAACACGAUAAUGUGUAACAUUUCAAAAAAUUCACCAUGUAAAUUAAAUAUACCGUCCCUCGUUUCCCUCCGCUAUGUGAUCGUGGGCCACUUACAAGUUCAACGGUUCGUAAAUCCAGAACGACAACCCUUCCCUUUCGGGGAGCAUCGGAGAACGAAGGCAAACGGGGUAAGGCAUCAAAGGGCGAUGGGUAAAGUUCGCCCUGUCUGCAAAGAAACAUGCCGAAAUUGUAACGAGAUAAUGCUCUUCUAACAACAAGUUUUUCUCCCGCGAGAUAUACCCAAACCGCAGCCACCAAUUCUUCUGCCAUUCUUUGGUCGGUUUUUGGGUGGAUUGCCACGCAAGAAACCGCCGGAAUUCGGCACCACAAUCAUACAUUUAACCCAAAACCCAACACAAAACCCUACGACGAGGUAUGGGUCAGGUUUUGCAAAGUUUUACCUCAAAUCCUUCUCCCUUUCUCCCAUCUCUCUCCAACACCCUUCACACCAUCAUCUGGUGAAGUUUUAUACCACAAAAAGGGACAGUGUUUGCCUUUCGUCGUUUUUUUGUCCCCAGUAAGGUACGCCAGGUUUCACCUUCAGUUUUAUCAUGAUUAUUUUCUCCGCUUUGCAACAAUUAUUCACACGCACAGUCCGGAAUGAUUUUAUUUAUUUUCGUACCUCGUCGCACAGAGCUGUGAGGCGGCGACGAUGACGAUGGGAAGACCCACUCCCACGUUGACGACUCCGUUUUGGGAUGAAGUUUUUCUUAACCCCUAAUUGAAAGCACUCAUCCAGGCGUGUUGCAGCGAACGAGCGCAAUGGCUACGGGCUUGUCACUCACGGCAAAGCUGGUUUUCCUCUGCCAACGUUCAUUUUGUGCUCGGAAAAAGUAACUUCCAAGCACACACACACACACACAACAAAAUAUAAACACAGAAGGAGAAUAAUAAUAUUUACUGGCUACACUGGCAUCGCCCAGGGCAACCCUGCCAGCAACAAUGUUGUAGCGAAGUGUCUUGCUAAACGAACCAAUAUGGAACGAGCUCCAUAGACGGAAAGCAGCAGAACAAGACGUCGCGCAACGAGGCUUCCCCAUGACUCCUGUCACGAAUUCCCGUUCAGCAAACAACUCGAACAUCUCGCACAAGGACGAACGAACUGAACCGAUCGAUCGAUGGUUGCAGCAAACAACAACAGCAACAAACACACCGUUCGGCAUAGAUGGAUCAUGAAAUCAGUGAAUCGAUGUCGUUGCUGUUACCGUCGCAAUAGCGAUUCCUCGUUGUUUUCUUUUUUUUUCUCCCCGUAUAACGGCUUCCUUCACGGGCCGAGCUACAUCAAGGACUCUCGUAAUCAGACGCGUUUGUAUGUUUUCGUGUAUUUUUCCCACUUUUGCAUUUGCAUAAUGAUUAUUUUACACUUCGAUCGUGACAAGGUUCUGGAGGACGCCCGCUGAACGCCACCAUGGCUAAGACCAUCUCGCCUCCCGAAGCAACCGGCCCUAAGUGAGCGUUGCUCUAGGGGAGGGGAGGCUAAAAUGAAAAUAAAUAAAAGAAAAUAUAAAAGAAAUGAAAGUAACCAACGUGUUGGGAGAAAUCAAACAAAGUAGAAAAAAAAAAUCCACGCGAAAAAACAAAACAAGAAAGUAAUUUUCUUUCGAGCGUACCACAGAAACAGGUUGUUCGACAAUUUCCACAGGUUGUUGUUUUUGCCAUGGUACUGUGGCGCGCGAUUCAGCACAAAGUCAGCGAAGGAUGCCUUUCUUUCUUUCGCCGUUUCCGAUUCGAUUCGAGGACAAAUUCAACAACCCAUAAAGAAACCCAUUAUCCAUCCGUUUCGACCCAUUCCACUAGCGAUCUCCUUUCAAUAAUUGCUCGUCGUCGGUUGUGUUUGGUUCGCGUAAUGGCGGUAACCGUAACGGGGCGCAUUCUUCGCACAAAGCCAAACACACACAGUGACGUGAAGUAGGGUCCUUUUUUAUGUUUCAACUCAAUGCCAUAACCCGUUCCAAAGCUGGAGUGAUGAGUUUCGUUUUUUUUUUUGGGUUGUGUUGUGUUGAGCUAAGGGGUAGGUACUUUUAAAUUAUGCGCCCGAUACGCAUGAAAAGUCACGUCGAUGGUGUGAAGUAAUUGAACAAUUCGAUUAAGUGCUUCCACGUGUGCUGACAUAAUGUCCAACCUUUUUGGGUGUGACAAAAAAAACGAAAACUCAUCCAGCGCGUUCUUUUUGCACAGGUGUAAGGGCACUUAAUGUUACCAACAGCUGGCUUGCUUCGCUGGGUACCGCGUGAGUGCCCUUCAAAUAGACAAUUGCCAAGAUCGUGCAGUUUUACGCAACCCGAUCUUACUGCCCUACCCUGUCUCCUAUUUCUGUUUGCCCUUCAAUUCACCCACGAACAUUACGGCUACGUUCAAUUACGUGCAACGAUUUUUUUUCUGGCCGGAAACAAUCGAUCGAUGCAGACUUACCGAAACAUGUCGCUUUGCUGGACAUAAAUUCACACUUCUAUUUGAAGAGCGUACUCGCAUCCCAUACACCCAUGUGUGGGCCGAUGUGUCAAACGGUGGCGAAUUUAUCUGACAUCUGAGUUGCCAACGAAUGGGGCGGUUAAGGGGUUUCCGAAAAGAUGGAAAGAAAACAUGAAAUGUCACCAUCCAGCGAGUCGUCGCCGGUUUUCACGAAUGUCACCCAGAAAGGUGGACCAAACGGGGAAGUGGAUGCAUGCAGGAGAUCGAGUGUGGCGCGGAAAAGUGGAAAAUCGUGCCUGGUUUACCUAAUGUCACCGUAAGCCGGUGCCGAAGGAAACCUCAAUGUCGACGAAAGGAGCUGCAAAAAAAAAUCUUCUCAUCUUGGUUGUCCAUAGGCUGGACGAACGGAAAACGGAAAAAGCACACACAAGCUUCCACAAUGAUAAAGGAAAACCCUUCCCUUUGCGCUACAUGACAAAACCGUUCGGAGGCUUUGAAACGUCCCCAUGUGAAUUCUUCUUCUGCUUGUAGGAUAGGGUGGUUGGGCAUUGUUGGGCGAACUGGGCUGCGACACGAAGGAACGCGGUUUCGAGAGAAAGAGAAAGUACCCAUAGGACCGAUGUGAUUCUAAAUGCGCUCCGGGCUUUUCCGGUACGAUAGGCUCCACAUUCCCUGUGGGUAGGUAGAAUGAUUUAUUUCUUGUGGUCGAAGGUUAGUUCGAUGGUUUCCGUCGAUAGCAGAAAAGAAAGAAAGAAAGAAAGCCGCCUUUUUUGAGACAGGAAGAAUAACGUACACAGACCGGAUAGUGAGCGUCCUUUCAUUCCUGAAGAAGGUCAUAAAAAAGGUACUAGAGAAGGUAGCGACACUUCAUUGGGAGAAGACUUUUUUUGCCGUUCGAGAACACAGUCAAGCGUCAAGCUUUUACGAGCUUACGAUUGUUUAGUGCACUUUCCACAAAACAGAAGGUGGUUUUAGAAGAUGGAAAGAAUCAUUAUUCUAUGUACACAGUCAUGGGGCGACGCCCCACAACUAAACUCGUUGCUCUCGUCAAAUCUGAUAAUCAUGUUCAUAAAACGAAAUCAUUCCGAUAUUGGACAGUUGGUCUGCUUCCCAAGUAUCUUCUGAUAGUAGCUGACAACUCGCACUGCUCUGUGGGGAUUCGGCCUCAAGUCAUGCAAGUCACGCGGAAGGUCGCACAUCUCACGCUUGCCAACUGUUUGAAUCGGGGGGUGUUGACUGUACACGCAGAUAAACUUAUCUGUCGUGCGACGCCAUACAAAGUGCGCCCCGUACAACAUUGUCCACGCAUUACAGGGAAUUCCUCGAUAAUGUUAGUUGCUCUUGAGCAGCGGGAACCUUGGUUCAGGUUUGUACGACUGUCUCCCCGACUGUCUUCGGCCGUGUGCUCUAUCCAAGCGUUACGAUAGUUAAGCGGAAGAGUUGCUCAUGUGUGUUGGUGAAGGUUGAUGCCGCUCAGCAUCGCGCUACUUUGCCAACGCGGUUUGUUGUGCGUCGGCGCACAGCUGCCAUUGACGAUCAUAAUAACAAACAGCUGAUAAGUCGACGACACCGGAAUUAAAGCACGCGGCCGCGAGAGCCUGUCUUGCUUGUCUGCGUGUGCAUCGUACGAGCGUAGAUUUAUCAGGUGUUUCUCGGUUAGUUUGUUAGCGGUUGCGUAUCUGCUGUGCGCGAUUGUGAUUAGUGCUCUAGUCUGUGGCAAACCGAUCAACCGACCGACCGACCGACCGACGUACGACGCAGCCGCAAGAUGUCAAAGACAACGGCACCGGCGCCGGAUCGUGUCGAGCUGGACGAUUUGCUCGAGGAAGUAGGUCACUUUGGGCCAUUUCAGCUGUGGCAGUGCACCCUCCUUCUGCUGCCCGUCAUUUUUACCGCAUUUUCAAACCUGUGCUAUGUGUUUACUGCCGGCGACGUUCACUACCGCUGCACCGUUCCGGAGUGUGAAACGGUAUCACAAACGACACCGUUUCAACCGGACUGGAUAAGAGCAGCGGUACCAUUUGGCGGGAAACCGGAACUACCGACGAAAUGUGAACGCUAUCAGGUGAUACCGUCGAGUGGCGAGUUCGUCUGUGAUGAAAGCCGGUUUAACCGAAGCGCCAUCGAACAUUGCACCGAGUUCGUGUACGCCGAUCCGACCGAAAGGACCAUCGUGAAUGAUUUCAACUUAAUGUGCGAGGAAAACCUUUGGAAGGUAACACUCGUCGGCACGGUGCACAGCAUUGGGCAGUUUGUGUCGCUCGCCAUGUCGGGCAUUAUAUCCGAUCGGUUUGGCCGGCGCUGGACACUGCUGCUGUGUGUCGGGGUCGGUGCAGUGCUUGCGAUCAUUCGCUCUUUCGCUGCCAGCUACCGCACGUUCUUAUCGCUCGAGUUUGUCGAGGCAAUGUUUGGAUCAACGAGCUAUACGACCGCAUUCAUCCUCAGCCUGGAGCUGGUCGAACCGAGGUUACGCGUCAUCGUGAAGAGCGUCAUCCUCGUAGCGUACGCAGUGGCCGAAGCCAUUCUCGGAUUGCUGGCAAUGACGUUCCGCGACUGGCGUACGCUAUCGAUCGUUCUGUUUGUGCCGGGCGUAUUGUCGAUUCCGUUGCUUUACACCACGGUCGAGAGCGUUCGAUGGCUACUGACCAAAGAUCGGCAAUCGGACGUGGUUAACAUUCUGCAACGGGUGGCCAAAGCUAACGGUCGACCGCCCCUGCCCAAGAGUACGCUGGACGAGUUUUACCUGCAGCAGAAGGCCAAAUUGGACGCCGAACAGAGCGACGGCGGCGGGAGAAAAUCCUUCCUCCAAUUGGUGCGUGAAACCUGCCAGCAUCGGCGAUUGCUGCUGCGUAUCGCCAACUGUGCGUUCUGCUGGUUCACCAACGCGAUGGUGUAUUACGGUCUCACGCUCAACUCGGUCACGCUGGCCGGGGACAAGUACAGUAAUUUUAUCUUCAUCACACUGGCCGAGAUACCGCCAUCGUUGGCUAUCAAUUUCAUUCUGAAUCGAUUCGGCCGCCGGAAAACGCAAUGCGGCUCGCUGAUACUAUCCGGCGUGUUCUGCCUACUGGCGCUGACAGCUCUCAAAGACAUCACCUGGCUGAAUGUGAGCCUGUUUUUAAUGAGCAAAAUGGCCAUCUCGCUGUCCUUCUCCACGCUCUACAUCUAUACGGCCGAAAUCUUCCCGACAAACCUGCGCCAGAGCUUCAUUUCCUUCUGCUCGAUGGUGGGCCGAUUCGGUUCCAUGCUUGCCCCACAGAUGCCACUGCUUCAAACCCUCUGGACACCGUUGCCGAUGGUGCUGUUUGGAACGGUGGCCGUGCUGUCGGGCAUUUUAAUAUUGGAGUUUCCGGAAACGACCGGUGUCACACUGCCCAAUACGCUCGAGGAAGCCAUCGAGCUGCACAACAGGCGUAAGCCGCCCGCGGAGGAAGCCGAAAAGGGAACGUACUCUAGUCCUGGAUAGUUGGUAUGCCGAAACUCACCUGGAAUAUAAUGAAGAAAAGUUUUUAAGUAAACACUUCAGAUAAGAAAGAAACACUAAAAUUAUAUACUUGCUCUCCUACGUGCUAGUUAAAUUAAAAUGCAAUUUGUCAUUAUGCUUAUAAAGGAUCAUGCCUCGAACCAUUUCGAUAAAAUUACGCACCAAAGACUAAAUACUUUCAAAAUUGAAUUGGGAAAAAAACUGAAACACCACAACACACAAACCCAUCUUUGACCGAAAUACAAUCACAUUUCCUUUUCCACA